Messenger RNA from Daphnia pulex (common water flea), 915 nucleotides. RefSeq names its product serine/threonine-protein kinase/endoribonuclease ire-1-like. The record is from RefSeq and is a predicted model, not a curated record. Gene Ontology annotation, biological process: intrinsic apoptotic signaling pathway in response to endoplasmic reticulum stress; IRE1-mediated unfolded protein response; protein phosphorylation. Gene Ontology annotation, cellular component: IRE1-TRAF2-ASK1 complex. Bases 1 to 915 code for a protein of 304 amino acids. NCBI's taxonomy places the organism in Eukaryota, Metazoa, Arthropoda, Branchiopoda, Diplostraca, Daphniidae. The transcript is spliced from 3 exons. Gene Ontology annotation, molecular function: ATP binding; RNA endonuclease activity; protein serine/threonine kinase activity.
AUGCUGCAAUAUGACAGGAGCAAAAUUCUAGGGAACGGCACAUUUGCUACCGUCUUUUGGGGCACUUGGAAUGGAGAGGCCGUGGCCGUCAAACGAAUCGAAAUGCACAAAUUGAAUAAAAGAUUCAAAGACAGGGAAGAGGUAGCCAUGCGACAAAUGAACCAUCAAAACGUCCUAAAACUCAAGGAAGUACAGGAAAAUGAGGAUUUUAAAUUACUAAUUCUAGAACUCUGCAUUGGAACGGUGCGUGAUUACGUCAACGACGUUAACGACGAGAAAAAGUUCAAUCAAAAGAUGCCGAUCGAGGUUGAAGCGCUGAUACAAAUGACCAAUGGGCUGGCUUACAUCCAUUCCCAGCAUUUUGUCCAUCGUGAUAUCAAACCGGAGAACGUCUUGAUAUCCUCCUCGUAUGUGUUGAAAAUCUCUGACUUUGGAGUCAGCAAGCCCACACAGCCGACCGGAAGUUUCUCAGUGACUAGUGGCCCUCAAGGAACGAAAACUUACUUUGCUCCGGAAUAUCUGCGACUAGAGCAUCAAGAAUCGCAGGAAAGAAAAAACAUCAGAGCGGACAAAUCGAUCGACAUCUUUUCUUUGGGCUGCCUCUUUUUCACUUACAUAAUGAGAAAGGGGCCGUACGCUCACCUGUUCGCAACACCAGGAAUGCAGUUCAAUUCCAAAGAAAACUACGACAUUGACGUCACUAAUAAUAUUCUCAUGGACAAAAAGUUUCUAGAAAAGAACGGACUAUCAAAGGGACACUACGCGUUUAAAAUGAUUGACGGAAUGACCAAAGCCAAGUCUGAGGAUCGCUGGGGCUUGGACGAAAAGAAAUUUGGUUCCAACUCUCAGACAGUUAUUGAAACUCUGAAACUAGAACAACGACGUCAAAAUGGACCGAAGCAGACCGUAGUGUAG